ACCUAGAACUGAACUACGUAGAUUUUCCAGCUAGUCUGAGAAAAUAGACCUCUACGUUUCCAUCGUCGCCGAUAUUUCAUUUCGGAAAGAUGGACGUACUUCAGCGUCUAGCCCGGUUCUUGGACCGGCCCCUCUUCCCAUGGAAGAAGCUCAUUAUGGGCUUCUCCAUUGCCCAAUAUCUCUUCGAGGAAUUUCUAUCGCUUCGACAGUAUGGAGUCCUCAAGAAAACCAAGCCCCCUAAGGUCCUCGAAAAAGAGGUUGCUCAAGAUGUCUACGAUAAAAGUCAGGAAUAUGGUCGAGCUAAAGCACAAUUCGGUUUCGUGAGAGGUCUUUGGGGUCAGAUCCAAAAUAUCGCCUUCAUUCACUAUGAUGUCCUUCCGAAACUAUGGUCAUGGACUGGAACUCUUCUUCAAUUCUUACCUGCUCGAUUCUCUGGCGAGAUCUCCCACUCGAUUGUCUUCGUCCUUACGUUUAUCCUGAUCCAACAAGUAUUGUCUCUUCCUGCCAACGUUUAUCACACAUUCGUUCUGGAGGAGAAGUUCGGAUUCAACAAGCAAACGCCUAAACUGUUUAUCACGGAUAUGAUCAAGUCGAACUUGCUUGCCUUCGUUUUUGCGCCUCCUAUUCUUGCCGGUUUCCUCAGCAUCGUGAAGAAAACGGGUACUCAGUUUGUCACCUACCUAUGGUUAUUUACUGCAGUUCUUCAGGUUUUCAUGAUAACUGUCUACCCGAUCUUCAUCUUGCCCCUAUUCAAUAAGCUGUCCCCUCUAGAAGAAGGAAAAUUGAAGACCGAGACCGAAGAACUGGCAAAGAAGUUGAAGUUCCCUCUCCACGAAUUGUUCGUCAUUGAUGGCAGCAAACGCAGUGCGCACAGCAACGCCUAUUUCUUCGGACUUCCAUGGAAGAAGCACAUCGUCAUCUACGACACACUAAUUGAGAAGAGCAACUCGGAAGAGGUAGUCGCUGUCCUUGCGCACGAACUUGGUCAUUGGAGCCUUGGUCACACUACUAAGCUUUUCGGCGUUUCUCAGCUCAAUGUAUUCUACAUCUUCAGUCUGUUCUCAGUUUUCAUUAACAACGCCUCAUUGUAUAACGACUUCGGAUUCACCAAGGAACAUCCCAUCAUCAUUGGAUUUAUUCUGUUCUCAGAUGCGUUGGCACCGAUGGAUCUUGUAAUUAAGUUGUUGAUGAACAUCAUGAGCCGUCGCUUCGAAUUCCAGGCAGAUGAGUUUGCCCGCAACCUGGGUUACAAGGCCGAAUUGGCCUCCUCCCUCAUCAAACUUCAGAUCCAGAAUCUGAGCACGAUGGAUGCGGACUGGAUGUACGCCAGCUACCAUUUCUCUCACCCUAUCCUUUCCGAGAGACUCAAGGCCCUGGAAUGGACACCUACCGGGAAGGUGGCAGAAGAGAAGUCGGAGAAGCCAGAGGAUAAUGGUGUUGAAAAGGCUAGUGGGAGAGAACUAUAGAUCUCAUAAUCGUUGAGGUCUAAAUCCCGAGGAAAAUGUGUAGAUAGAGUCUCAUAGAGGUCUUUAUUUAUGUGUAAUGCCACUUAGGGUACAUAUUAGAUCUCUAGUCUCGUUGGCGGACUAAAGACGUUUGUUCCCAUGGGAAGUAAGGCAAGGAAUAAAUGUGACUCAAUUUUUUUUUUAAAAAAAAAGAACAAAAACAAAUAUGGCUCUACCA
Molecule: messenger RNA, 1683 nt
Organism: Annulohypoxylon maeteangense
Lineage: Eukaryota; Fungi; Ascomycota; Sordariomycetes; Xylariales; Hypoxylaceae
Product: peptidase family M48-domain-containing protein
Exons: 3
Coding region: 90-1466 (458 amino acids)
Biological process (GO): CAAX-box protein processing
Cellular component (GO): endoplasmic reticulum membrane
Molecular function (GO): metalloendopeptidase activity
Source: RefSeq, a predicted model, not a curated record